Molecule: messenger RNA, 2886 nt
Organism: Otolemur garnettii (small-eared galago)
Lineage: Eukaryota; Metazoa; Chordata; Mammalia; Primates; Galagidae
Gene: PIK3R6
Product: phosphoinositide-3-kinase regulatory subunit 6
Exons: 19
Coding region: 58-2349 (763 amino acids)
Biological process (GO): G protein-coupled receptor signaling pathway; positive regulation of MAP kinase activity
Cellular component (GO): phosphatidylinositol 3-kinase complex, class IB
Molecular function (GO): 1-phosphatidylinositol-3-kinase regulator activity
Source: RefSeq, a predicted model, not a curated record
CCAUUCUGCUACCUGAGACAACCACUCCCUCCUCACUCAUACUCCCCACAGGCUCCCAUGGAGAGCUCAGAUGUGGAGCUGGACCUCCAGAGGAGCGUGCAGGCUGUGCUCCGGGACCUCAAUGCCCAGGCCCCGGCCCUGCAGAGCAACCAAGGCAUGUGGAGAUGGUCCCUGCACAAGAAGGUCGAGCGCGAUCCUGGCAAGAGUCCAGCGCUGGUCCGCAUCUUGCUCAGAGAACUGGAGAAGGCAGAAAGCGAGGACCUCCGGCAUGUCAUCAUUCCCUUGCUGCUUACUCUAAUGUAUGUGCUCACCAAGGCCACAGGCAUCACGGAGGAGCUCUACCAGAGGGCCUACACCUUCUGCAUGAGGUUACUGACUCUGCCCACCCCCUACUGCACGAUUGCCUUGGACUGCGCCAUAAAGCUGAAAACGGAGACAGCUGUCCCAGGGACGCUCUACCAAAGGAUGGUCAUUGCUGAACAGAAUUUGAUGAACGAACUGUACCCCUACCAGGAGAGAGUGUUCCUCUUCGUGGAUCCUGAGCUGGUGUCUGCCUCCGUAUGCAGUGCCCUGCUCCUGGAGAUAGAGGCGGCCCAGGAGCAGCAGACGCCAGAGGCCUGCAUGCGCCACGUGGUCUCCCAUGCCCUGCAGGCAGCUCUGGGGGAGGCCUGCCAGGCAGGUGCCCUGCACCGGAAGCUGCAGACCAGCUCACGCUGUACCCUCGAGCACUAUUUCCACGCCGUGGUGACAGCCGUGGAGCAGUUGGCCAGCGAGGCCAGCCCGAGCAGGGCAGAACAUCUGGAGAGGCUGGAGGAGAUUUACUGUUCGCUGCUGGGGCCCGCGGCCGCCGCGAGAGGGCGCUGCGACGGUGACCCCAUCCAAGACCGGCCACCUGGCAUCCCGUUGCCCAGCCCCUGCAUCACCUUCCACCUGUGGGCCGGCGAGGAGCAGCUCUGGAAGGAGUUGGUGCUCUUCCUCCGCCCGCGGUCCCAGCUGCGCCUCAGCGCUGACUUGGAGGCCUUGGAUCUCCAGGGUCUCCGGCCAGACCGGGAACUGGCCCGGGUGUCUGUGCUGUCCACUGACAGUGGCAUUGAGCGAGACCUUCCCUCAGGGGCUGAUGAACCACUUGCCCCUGGCAGUCCUGAGAUGGAGCGUGCCGGGCUGCAGCGCAAAGGGGGCAUCAAGAAACGUGCGUGGCCCCCACACUUCUUGAUGCCUGGCAGCUGGGACGGGCCCCCUGGGCUGCACCGCAGGACAGGCAGGCCCAGCGGGGAUGGGGAACUGCUGCCCGGCGUCUCUCGGCUUCACACAGCGCGGGUGCUGGUGCUGGGGGAUGACAGGAUGCUGGGGCGCCUGGCCCAGGCUUACUACAGACUCCGGAAACGGGAGACCCAGAAGUUCUGCCUCACCCCCAGGCUCAGCCUGCAGCUCUACUACAUCCCUGUGCUGGCGCCUCAGGAGCCCGCAGUAUCCAGGCAGCUGGAGCUGGGAGAGCUGGCCGCCUUCCUGGGCCGCGCAGACCGGUGGUAUGAGAGCACAGUCAACACCCUGUGCCCGGCCAUUCACAAGCUGGCUGAGAUGCCUCUGUCCCUGGACACAUCCCGGACUGUGGACCCCUUCAUCCUGGAUGUCAUCACCUACUAUAUUCGCAUGGGCACCCAACCCAUCUAUUUCCAGAUCUACACAGUCAAGAUCUUCUUCAGUGACCUGAGCCAAGACCCCACAGAGGACAUUUUCCUCACUGAACUGAAGGUGAAGAUCCAAGAUUCCAAAUUCCCCAAAGAUGGUUUUUCACCCAGGCGGAGAGGCGUGGCCGAGGGCCCUGGGGCAGAGCUGUCCAUGUGCUACCAGAAGGCCCUGUUCAGCCACCGGCCCCGAGAGGCUACUGUUUCCCUUCGGACAACUGGGCUGGUCCUGAAGGCCAUUCCAACCAGUGACACAGAAGCCCUCCAUUCGCAUUUGAUUUCAGGGCCCUCCCAGCACCCCCCAACUGCUGCCCCCACUAUAGACCACACGUGUCUGAAUGUCAGCGUGACAGAGGUCAUCAAGUCCUCCAACCUGGCAGGAAGGUCCUUUUCUACAGUGACAAACACUUUCCGGACGGCCAGCAUCCAGAUCCAGAGCCAGGACCAGAGGCUGCUGACUUUGUUGCUAGACAAGGACAAUCAGCGGACUUUCAGGGAUGUGGUCAGAUUGGAGGUUGCUCCCUGCCUAGAGCCAUGUUCCGGGGCCCAGAAGUCCAAGGCACCGUGGAUCGGUACACAUAGGCAGAAGGAGAUGGAAACAACCAAAGCCAAGCCCAAACCCCUUCUGAUGCCCAUUAACACGUUCUCUGGUGUCAUCCAGUGAGCCUGUAGGGGCAGCAGAAGAGCUGGGCCCAAGGGUGGCAGGCUCAAGAGGAUGGAUACACUUCCCCACCAACCCCUGAACACUCACACCAAUGGCCAAAAUGGGGGCCAGCUACACGGGACAGCUUCUGGACUGGACUGAGAGCCAGCGAGUACCUGGAAGCAUGGGGAGCCUGUCAUGGGCUGGGGAUGGGGUGAUGGAGAACGGCCCACAUGAAGGCCCAUGGACUGUCCAAGCCAGGCAGCCAGGCUGCAGAAGAGUACACACAACCCGGCGUCUCACACUAACAUCCACCCAUUUUCCAUUCUCACUUCUCCCACUGUCUUUUCCCACUCAGGCUCCCCACCCAGCCCUUAAACCAAGGGCAAACUUGCUGUUUUUGCCACAGCCCUGUGGCCCAGGGAAAAUGGGGGCAGGUAAAGACAACUGCAGUGAUCCCUCCCAUGCCUCUUUGUCCUGCUCUGGGGCCACUUCCCAGCUCACCCAUGUCCAGACAGGGACCUCUCCCCAGUGAGAACAGCAUUCAAUAAAUGCACA